AUGAGGACGGGCAGCAAUCGCCGCCACAACAACGGCAGCAUUGGCGGUAAGAUCGAAUCGAAUAGCCCCAGUGUAGCCAAUCUGCAGGAGGCCAUCCUGCAGCUGCUUCCACAGCGCGCUAGCGAGGAGGAUGCCGCGGCGUACAUCGACGUGAGCGGCCCAGUAGACGCCAACCAGACGCUCAUCCGCUACGAUAUCCCCUACGCGCCCAGCGACCCUAAGCGGUCGCUGAAGCUGCGCAAGAGUCUCGGCCUAGGCGCCGAGGAGCGCGUCGUCGACCCGAACGUGCGCGUCGUCAUUGACAGCUUCAUCACGCCGCGUCGAUGGGUAGAUGCGUCGACGGGGGUGGUUUGGGUGCAGCACGCUAGCCCGUUUCCGUCCUCUCGUAUCGACGCCGCGGAGACGCAGGAGCGCCUGCACGCCCAACUCGAGGCUCACCAGGCGCGCCGCACCGGCACCAGCCCCAUCCGUUCGCUCCUUGUCGCCGAGUGCAUGCUGGAGGUACUGCGCCAAGUGACGGCGGAGUGCUGGGAGCGUGGCCUGCUGCUGCUGCACGUACACUCGGAGCGGGUGGCAGCCCAGGCAGCACAUCGACGCCUUUUCGAAAGUCGUGUCGGCCAUGCCUUCCGUCUUGCCCUAAAGGGCGAGAAGGACGUGGCGAAGGUGGAGGAGGACAUGGCUGCGCUGAAGCAGCGCGUCGAGCUGCUCGGCCAGGAAGAGGCAGACCUGCGACGCCUGUGCAGCGAGUUCGAGCAGCGUGCCGAGGAGCAGGUGCUCAUCGCGAACAAGGAGCACAGCGACGCCCUUACAAAACUGAAGCGGGAGGGUGUUCAGAAGCGGGCACAGUUAGAGCAGCAGCUGGUGAUUCCAGCAAACUUGCAGUAG
Messenger RNA from Leishmania major strain Friedlin, 885 nucleotides. RefSeq names its product putative dynein arm light chain. Gene Ontology annotation, cellular component: axoneme. NCBI's taxonomy places the organism in Eukaryota, Euglenozoa, Kinetoplastea, Trypanosomatida, Trypanosomatidae. Bases 1 to 885 code for a protein of 294 amino acids. Gene Ontology annotation, molecular function: dynein heavy chain binding. The record is from RefSeq and is a predicted model, not a curated record. The transcript has a single exon.